Molecule: messenger RNA, 1637 nt
Organism: Sitophilus oryzae (rice weevil)
Lineage: Eukaryota; Metazoa; Arthropoda; Insecta; Coleoptera; Curculionidae
Exons: 2
Coding region: 387-1637 (416 amino acids)
Source: RefSeq, a predicted model, not a curated record
AUUUGCUACCAAGCUGCAAAAAAUCCAGCAGGCAAAAAUGUUUUGAACUUUUUACCGAAGUAAAUCGAACAAAGAUUUUUCAAUAUUAUAUCAAUUUGAAUUUUGGCGAAAAAAGACUCUUUUUAUCAAAGUAUGUUGUAAAAAAAACCGUAAAGUAUCGAAAAGCAGAUGCAAUGAGAAAUAAGGAGUUUUCGCUUACCUAUACUUUGCCAAAAUGUACGGAAAAUAUGGCUGAAAGUAUUUCUGAACAAUUCCCUGUCUGUAAAACGAUGUUCCUUAGCACUCUGGGGUAUAAAUCCGAUGCUAUAAUAACAGAAUUUUUAAAAGGCAAUGAGAUGGACUUUCCAUUAUUAAAGGAUAAAUGAGGAGAAAACACUAAGAAACGUAUGAAACAAAUAGGAGACAAAAACUAUGAACUUGUAAAAGAACACAUUAAUUCAUACCAUCCACAACCAUCACACUACAAUCUAUCACAUGCCCCUAAUAGAAGGUAUUUAACAGCAGAUCUUUCAAUUCAUAGUAUGUAUUUAGAUUAUAAUUCUAAAAACAUAGAUAAUAAAGUUACAUACGAGACGUAUCGAAAAAUAUUUAAUAAGGAGAAUAUUGGAUUUUCUGUACCAACGCAAGAUGAAUGUGGUAGUUGUUCAAAAUUCAAGCAGCAUAGCCAUGAUGAAAACGCAACUACUUUUGAAAAUGGUGUGGUUGAAAGUGUUAAGUCGCCAGAGGAUAUGGAAAAUAGUACCCAACUAAAUAGCAAAACUAGCGAUUGUCAAAUAUGCAUGGAAUACCAGAAACACCAAAAAAGGUAUAGGGUAGCUAGUGAAAAAUACAUGGGCGGUGUUGAUCAAAGUAUUAAUUCUACUACAGAAAGGUAUGCUGUCGAUAUGCAAAAAGUUAUAAUUAUUCCAAAAAUGACUAUAAAAAACUCCUAUUUUGUCAGCAGGCUUGUAAUUUUUCACGAAACUUUUGCAAAUCUAAAAAAAGGUGGCGAAAAUAUGUGCAUCCUGUGGCAUGAAGCUAUUAUGGGCCGCAAUAGUCCGGAUGUUACAUCAGCCUAUUAUAAUAUGAUAAAAAGGCUACAGAAUAAAACAAAACAUGUAAUUUUUUGGGCGGAUAAUUGUACCUCCCAAAAUAAAAACUGGGUGUUGUUUACCUCCUGUGUAACGUUUGUAAAUGAACCAUGGGGCCCAGAAACUAUUACGUUUAAAUACUUUGAACCUGGUCACAGCUUCAUGAAGGCAGACUCCGUUCAUGGACAGAUAGGAAAAAAAUGGAAAAAAGCAGCAGAAAUUCUAGAUUUUGAAGAUUUGGAAAACCUAAUAAGGUCUUCAAAUAAAAAAAAUCAUGUCAUCAGUCUUCGUUAUGAAGACUUUAGGAAAUUUACAAAUGGGUGCCAAGGAAGAAAAAAGGAUAGCUGCUCUGUUCCAAAAUUACAGGAAAUAAAACAAGUCCAAUUUAAGAAGGGAUCGAAAAGACUUUUCUUUAAAAAAGAACUAGAACAGGAGGAAUACUCUGAAGUUUCUUUUCUCAAACCAAGGUUUAAGGUCCAACUCCCAGAGGCAGUUUCUUGUUCCAGGGGUAUUAACACUGAAAAAAAAGAGAAGAUUUUAAAGGAUUUAUUUUGGCAAUACACAUGA